This is a messenger RNA of Symbiodinium sp. CCMP2592, 270 nucleotides long. NCBI's taxonomy places the organism in Eukaryota, Dinophyceae, Suessiales, Symbiodiniaceae. The record is from the annotation of a GenBank genome assembly.
AUGGAGGCUGACACGGUCGGUCGAUGCCUGGCUGCUGGCGCUUCCGUCCAGGGAUCAAUCAAUCGUCAAGGGCAGACCAUAUUGGAUCUUUUCGUCGUGGAGCAUGCAGCCAUGAUUGAGUCAGCCCUCGAGCACAAAGGUUCCCCUCAGGAUGUCACCAGACUCUAUGUGGAGCAGCAAGAGGCGGCCUUUCAGGUCAUGCGAUCACUUGUGGACAAAGGCGCAGUCCUGUCAGCCGGAACCGCUGUCCUGAAGCCUGGUCUCAGGUGA